GGUCACGUGAUGUCAGGAUGCCUGGAUCCCCAGCCACUUCAGAGCACCACCCCAACACCGAGGGACAGGAAGUGAGGGACAUGGAGCUGUUUCUGGAUCUGUCAGAGUCUCCUUUUCUUUCCACCUCGUCUGCAGCUUCGGAGCAGCAAGGGGACGGCAGCUGGAGCCAAGACGGAGACCUGCAGGGAUGUGGACAAUUAGAGAGGAAGUGGGUGCUCUGGCACGAGUUCAUGAAAGAACACGCCCACCUGGACACUUGGCUUCGACUGGCCGAGCAGGCUGUCAGUUCCCCCAACUCCGCCCACGUUACCUGCAUCACUGCCAAGGAAGAACUGAGGAAGUUUGAGAGGCUGCGGUGCGAGGCCGGAUCUCGUCUUGUCCAGUUGGACAGUCUGACCCAGAAGAAUCGGACACUGACUCGGCUGUUUCAGGGCGCCAUGCAGGCGCGGCUGCUGGCGUUGGCAAGGGAGUGUGGGCAACGAUGGGACAAUGUGAACGCCAAACUGGAAUCCAUCACCAGACAACUCAAGCUCUUUGUCUCGGAGUGGGAGGGGUUUGAGGCAGAGAGGGAGGAGCUCACUCUCUGGUUGGCUGACCUGGACGUCCGUCUGACCGAUGUCGAUCACCUGACAGGAAACACCUGCGAAAAGCUGAGACAACUGCAGUCCUUCCAGCAGUGUGUGUGUGUGAACUCUGGCCGUGUGAACGUCCUGCUGCAGCGCGGGGAGGCCUUGAUCCAGCGCAGCCAGCCAACUGAUGCUCAGCAUGUGGAGAGUCGGCUGCUGGAGCUGCUGCGGCGCUGCAGCCUCGUCUACAACAACAUCGCACGAACACACACGCGGCUGCUGAGCAUGAGACUGGUGUUUGAGGAUGACUGGAUUCUAUCUCAGGCUACAGACUCUGGUUGUCCUUCAGAGACUGUAUUAGAGGAAGAGGGAGCGCUUGAUAAAGCCAACCUGGACCUCCCUGCCUUAUCAAACCAUCCGAAAGAUUCCAGCCAAUCAGCUAACCACACCCCGGCCUUCUCCUCUCCCAUUCACCUCCCUCCUCAGUCCUCACCUACCCACGAGCACCUGGGGCUGGAGUGGGACCCCUCGGUUGAUGUUGGUCGCUCUGUUUCCUGUGACGAUGCCGACUCGUCGUAUUUCAGUGUCAGCACAGGUCUGUGUCACAGAGAUGGCGUGAAGAGGCGGAGCUACCUCAGCUCCCUCGGCUCUCUGUCUGAUAUCAGCAAUGACAUCAACAACCAGGAAGCAGAUCUGCGAUUGGAGGGAUGGCUUGACCACGCCCAGCCCAGUGUCUUCCCUGCAGUCGCAACCCAGAGGGGCGGGACUCGGACAAACAGAGACCAGUGGGCGACCUCAACUCCUGACAGACAGGACGGUGAACCAGUCAGCUUUGACGGUGGGCGCGUGAGGGCGUGGCUGGGAGUCCAGAGUCCCGGCCCUCCAGAAAGGAGGACUUCCUGUUCCAGAGCUGUGCAGACGGACGGGCAGGUGGAGUGCUACCUGGAUGAACGCCACAGUGACACACCCAACCAUCUGCGUCCUCAUUUCAACAACACACAACAGUCUUUUCCUGCCCCCUCCUCUUCACUCUCACAUGACCUAAAAGCUUCGCCUGAUUGGACAGGGCACCGAUAUCGAUCAGAUCUUCAGGCUGAAGAAGAGCAGUCCUGUUGUGAGGAAGCUGAGCGUCUUCUCUCCGAACAAAGUAUGACCUCCAGCAGCAGGGCCUCGUCCUCCCUGCUCUGCCCAGCCCUCCUCUACCUCCUUCUGGCUGCAGCUCUGGCUCUCCUGGCCUAUCUGAUCUGGGUCGUCCUGGAGCCGCCGUGUCACCGCAGCAGCAGGAUGCAUCGUAGUUUCCACCUGGCACUGAGAUAUGUCAACGGACCCCCGCCUACCUGAGGACCACCCAGAGACAGUUUGACCGAAGCACUUUCCUCAGGCUCGACAGAACGGAGGUUUGCAGCUCACCAUGUAAUGCUCAUUUCAAUGAACCCACAAGAGUCAAACAUCAAAGAUCUGACAGUGAUGUGCAGGAAUACAGGAUGAAAAAGCAACUUAAUAAAACCUUGAAUCAAGGGCAGCACUGAGUGUCAAACAUACACGUUUUUCUUCACAUUUUCCAACAUAAUUUCCAUAAUGAUCCAACUAUGUUUUCUCUAACUACAAAACUAGCUUCUUCCUGUAUUAAACCCGGGCUGCGGCAUGGUUUUGGUGCAACCCAAAUGUCAGUUAGUUAAUAGUCUGAACUUCAACUGUUUCUUCUUUAAGUGAUGAGCCACUGAAAGAUGAAAAUGUUCUCAUUAUACAACCUUAUUUUUGGAAUAUCACAAUAAAGUUGGCUUCAUUUUAAAACCAAUUAGAUGUAAACACAUAACCAGUUUCGGAUCCAACCCUCUGAGAGCUUCAUCCUCAUCUUCAUCUCUCCCUGUAUCACUCAUCAUUGAGGCUGGCGACCUGUCAGAGAAUUUGUCAGUGGUGUCUGGGCUUUUUGUAGAGUCCUCAACCCCCUUCUCCUCCUCUGCCUUAUCUUCAACCUCCUUGCCCUCCUGCCCCUAGUCCUCAGUCCCCUUGACCCGCUGCCCUUCAUCCUCAUCACAGUCAUUAAUAGUCUCUUGUCUCAGUUGCCUCACAGUCUGCAGCCAAGUCACUCAAAUCUGACUCUGUGUCAGGGUCAUCAGUAUGUUGGGGCUCCCCUUCCAGCUCAGUCCUUGGAUCGUGGCCUUCUGCUGUCUCAGCAUCCUCCACCGGGGCCUUUGUUCUGAGUUGCCUCACUUUAAAGGCCUCAUGAAGGUCUGGUACAGUGCAGUAAAAUAUUUCUGCUGUCGCCACAUCAUGACACAUGGAGGUGUCCACCCUGGUUCUCUCCUCCUGGGUCAGGUGCUUUUUGACCUGACUGCUCACAGUUAAUCGUGUUAAGCUGAUGGUGAUGGUGCCCUUGAGGCCAGCAUCAUGCCAGGCUGUGUUCAGAUGAGCGCUCAAUUUGGUGAGCUGCUUCCUGUCAGUUGCAUGAAAAACAUGCUAUGUGUAAUGUGUAUCAGCUUCCUCAGCCAAGUAUCCUCCUCCUCAUUGAGGGCCAAAGUGGCUUGGCCAGAUGUUCUUUGGGUCUUGUCAUCUCCUACCCACACAAGAUUCAUCUUCUUCCUGAUCUAUGUCCAGGACCUCUUCCGUUUUCAGUGAUGUGAAGACAACUGGCUGGUGUCCAGUUGGUAUAGGUUGGAAGCCAGUUAUGUACCCCAGCAGCAUGGAUAUAGUUGUGACCCUGGCCUUGACGAAGAAGGCACUCUGAUCUUCCGCACUCACACGGUUCCUAAAGUUCAAGCGCUGAAGUCAAAGAUGGUUGUGGAUUUGUUGCCCUGAGCUCUUGUAACUUUUCCACAAUAGGCACCCGCUUGGCUUUGAACAUAAAGUCAUCAACUUCAUGUUGGGGUGCAGCGCACAGAUCCCACAGGUGCUUACCCACCCGAGACCAGCCCAGCUUGUCACACAUUGGGCAAGUGAGCUUUCCUGCACCAUGCCCACCUGCCCAGCAGAGGAGGGGUUCUGGAUCUUGUUUCAUUGAAUGACACUGUGAACAUGGACAAACUCGAUACAACAUUAUACAGCCUUUGAUGAAGUGAGACAAUUCCACUGGUUCUGUGUGCUGUUUACGUUUUUCCUUUAACUUUCUAAAAGUGGUCAUCACUCAGAAUCUAUAAAAAGAGACAGGUUGCUGCAUCAGUUUCAGAAAAAUACUUUGAUAUCUAUUGGAAACAGCUGAAAUAAUGUCCUCACAUAUUUUUUUUACAUUCAUUUUAUAAACAAAGUUUAAGACUUGAUAAAGACAGUUUAUCCUUGUCCUUAAAAACAGUAAUCUGACCAAAGAAACAGUUUUACUUACCACUUACUGCCUUCUUCAGGAACUUUUUCAGACUCAAUGUUCUGGUGUGUAUUUUUUGCAUCACACAGCAAUUUAACUGGUCUGGACGCAAACUUUUCCAAACCUCCGUUGUUUGAGCACAAGGAAUGACUAUGCGAGAUUGACAGGUUGCAAACCUUUAAAAAUAUUAUUAAAUGUUGACAGCUAAAGAUGCGAUUUUAUGCACCAACAAAAGAGAGUUUUUAGAAAUACUCUCGUGCUUUGUGGCAGCUGAUGUGGGUGGUGUGUUGAGCUUAAAUGAGCAGUUUGUAUAAUAUUUUAUAACUCCUGAAAGGUAAGGGACAAAAUCAAAUCAUGUUUAAGUUUGAAACAUAAGAUUUCAGUUUGAGUUUAGUUCUUUCCAAUAAUUCGCAGUAACCCGUCCAUUAAAUUAACAGAGUCUGAACACAAUAUGCUGCCUUAGAUUUAAAAUAUAUCUUUGUCUCUUACUAGGAGCUGUAGGCUACAUGAAAAUAAUAUGGUAGCACAUUUCUGCCAGUGUAAUGAAUAAAGAUCCAAUAAGUCAUUACAAUUAGAAACUUUUUCAAAAUAAGUCAGUAUACCAAAAUAAUACAUUAAAGAACCUAAUAAUUAAAAAUAUAGAAACAAGACUAGCUCAUUAUUUUGAAAACGUUAUUCAUUAUUUUGACAUAGAACAUUUUGAAAUACCAAUUCGUCAUUUUAAGAUAUUUACUCAUUACUUUAAGAUGCUAACCUGUUAUUUUAAGAUAAUAUAUUUUAAGAAAGCUGCAUAUUUUUAGAUACUAAAUAUUUAAAGAAACUUAAGUCAUUAUUUUGAGACUAAUUAUUCUGAGAUAAUAUCUCAAAGUAAUAAGAAGCUUUCUUCAAAUAAUGAGUAAGUAACUCAAAAUGACAAGUUAAUAUCUUAAAAAAAUGAGUUCAUAUCUAAUUAAAGAGUUAGUAUUGCAAAAUAUUGGGUUAAUAUCCGAAAUUAAUGACUUAGUGUCUGAAAAUAAUGAGUUGCCUUUUUCUUCAUCACACUGGCUUGAUGGGUUUCCAUAUGAAACAUGUCUGGCUUCACCCGCCCAGAAAUAAUAUUCCAAAGUCCAUGCCUUAAAGAAUAUAUAUACCGUCUAAAUAUAGCAGAAUGUAUGUAAACUAAUGGGAAGUUGUACUAUGUAGAUUUAUCUUUGCAUAUGAGAUUUUUUUGUCAGUAAAAUUAUUCCUAACUGCCUCAUUUUCCAGACCAAUGCUACGUUAUUGUAGCAUCAGCUGAUUAAAUGUCCACAUCAAUGUGUUCAAAGUUAAAAAUCUUCUUUGUUGGUUUGUAAUUCCAAUGUUGAAGUAGCUUCUUGGGAAAAAAGAGGAAACAUGUCUUUUUUUCUGUUGAAUAAAUGUAGUGUAUGUUUGAAAGAUUGAGGCGGUUAAAAUUGAGAAAGAGUCUGACUUGUACAGCUGUUUAUUUCUUUUUUCCUAGAUAUGAAAUCAUAAUUAAUAACAUAGAAACACUGUACUAGCACAGUAGGAAAGUGAGGUCAACAGUCACAGCCAGAAUAAUUUUAUGACUCAUGUUGUGUAUAUAAAAAAAAAAAAUAAAAAAUAAAAAUGUAAUGACGCAGACGCUAAUGUUUUGACUUUAGAAGAUUUACUUCCUUGUUCACACAGGUCAUAUCUUUAAACCACUAUCUGUACUAAUGUAGCCAAAGCUAAUGUAAAGGAUGCAGCUCACAGGCUAGCUUUGUGCUGCCCCCAUGGAUACAGCACUGGCGGUGAGGCUCCGUUCAGUCCUAUGAAAGUUGCUCAGUCACGCAUGAAGCCAAAAUCACUCAAUUUCCAUGUUAUAAAAUUAUCCGGACAAUCACUAAUGUUUCGGCAUCAUUGGGCUCAUAGAGCAGACGCACUAGAGACUUACGGCCACUGACCGAGCGGCUAAUGUCCAGUUUAGCGCUGCACUAACUUCAGUGCUGAUAAAAUUAGUUAAUCUUGCAGCUCUUUUAGAAUUUUCAAAAGAUGCUGGACCGAAUGGAUUAAAUCUUGAUAGUGGAGCAAGUCCUUUCGCAGAGGUUGUGACUCUAAAAAUAUAUAUAAAUGUCUUUUUCCCAAUGUUAGUCUAUGGGAAAAAGUCUUUUUGGGCCCACUGGCAUCACAUGACAGACCCUGAAAAUUGCAAUACCACUGUUUGGCCACUACGAAAAUUGACUUCAAAGCCUGGUACACUUCCUGGGGGCCUGCUUUCCUCUUAAUAACUCUGUGUAAUAAUUAAAGUACCAUUUAUGACAAAAUUAUGAAGUAUUUUGUACUUAAUAUUGACCACUAACUGCCUUUACACCGUGAUAGCACUUGUAUUUAAAAUUCAUUAAGAUGUUUUGCAAAAAGGGAAAUGUGUUGAGGGUAACAUUUGUCAACGUUUUAAGGACCAAGUCCUUUUUUGUGUGUUUAUUUUUAUUUAUUGUUUUAGUCCAUUAACUACAAAUCACAUAUCUGUACAUCACUGCUGGCCUUUUUCUAAACAACCAAAAGUGUUAAUGAUUUUGGUUUUCCUUUUUUUUUUCUCAGGCAGCUUUUGGUUUCAGUUCAUUUCUCCAAAGAUCAUCUCAUAGUGACUCAUCUUUCUGCAGAGACAUUAUCACAGCCGAGAUCCAGUCUGUAUUUAUUGUAGUAAAGUUGUGUUGUUGGUGUUUGAUGAUGCGUUUUAGAUGCAUUUAGAUUUUAAAAGCCCUUAGUGCUUUUCCAAAGAACAAUAAAUUCACUGUGACCAAAAUAAAACUAUACAUGAUGGAUUAUUUGCAGCUAGUUUCAGUACAGCAGUAGUGCACAGAGUGUAUCUGAUGAUUAUUAAAGGGGCUAAAACAUGAAAAAGAAACAUGGUUUGUGGAGUUCUGACUGAUUUUGUACUUUAACUGUCCACUAAGUGUCAAUGAUGUUACGCUCCAGCUAGAACAAGGUGCUGCCUGCUUUAUUAUUGUGUGUUUAAAGGGACUGAAGAGUUUUGUGUUCCCAACAUCAUGUAACAGCUGUGAGAGACCACCUGUGUGUGACUGCAGCUCAGUUAGUGACUUGUUAAAACCCAAAUGUCUCAGGGGAAGGUUCUUAAAACAAGUAGAUUUCAGGAGGAUCAAUAGUUGUUAAAGCUGCCGUCCGUGGGCUGUGUGAUGAUGAUGAUGAUGAUGAUGAUGAUGAUGAUGGUGAUGAUGAUGAUAACGUGUGUUUUGAGCCUUUUGACGUUGAGAGAAUCAUUGAAAAGGGAACUUUGUAAACCAACUGCCAUCUAAAUAUUUCACUGUUUUUUAGUUGAAGGUUUGUUUUUUUGGUUAUUGUUAAAUAUUUCAAAAACAGAUCCAAUCAAAUGUUCUUGCUUUUGUACUUGUUUGAAGAUGAAUAAAAUGAACUGUAUGAAACA
Molecule: messenger RNA, 7264 nt
Organism: Epinephelus moara (kelp grouper)
Lineage: Eukaryota; Metazoa; Chordata; Actinopteri; Perciformes; Serranidae
Exons: 12
Coding region: 18-1907 (629 amino acids)
Cellular component (GO): meiotic nuclear membrane microtubule tethering complex; nuclear envelope; membrane
Molecular function (GO): protein binding
Source: RefSeq, a predicted model, not a curated record